AUGUCAGACAACACUCCCCCACCUCUUGAUAGUGUCCAUCCGACGGACACCUCUCCGCGCACAGAAAACGAACUGCCUCCCCGGCCCCCGUCGCCGCCGGUGAAAACGACCGCCCCUCAAACAAUGGCUGCCGUUAACCAUGAGGAGAUGGCUCAGCUGGAGAGAGUCCUGCAGUCGGAUAUUGGAAUUUCAAUCCUUUUAACCAGGUUGAAACAAACUAUCGCAUCCACCAGGGACUUCUCAAGUUUUCUUCGCAAGCGAUCCAGCCUCGAAGAGGAACAUGCACAAGGUCUCAAGAAGCUCGCUCGUACCAUGCACGACUCCGCCCACCGCUUCGAAAACCGCCAGGGCACCCUCGCAACUAGUUGUGACGAGAUACAUCGUAUCUACGACCGCAUGGCCGAUCAUGGCCUUCAGUUUGCGAUCUCCCUGCUCCAGAUAUCAGAUGACUUAAACGAGUUGGCUGCGGUUAUGGAACGCGGCCGGAAGCACUGGAAGCAGACCGGCCUGAGCUCGGAAAAGCGUGUACAAGAUGCAGAAAUCAUGGCGGAGAAGGCAAAGGCGAAAUACAAUUCUCUCGCUGAACAGUAUGACCGGGCGAGAACGGGGGAUAGCCACCCCGGUAAAUUCGGCUUGAAGGGCCCCAAAUCCGCGGCCCAGCAUGAGCAGGAUCUCUUGCGUAAGGUCCAGAAUGCGGAUGCGGAUUAUGCGGCCAAGGUCCAAUCUGCCCAGAGCCAGAGGAAAGAACUUACCACUUCGCUGAGGCCGCAGGCGGUGCGUGCAUUGCAGGAUUUGAUUUCGGAAGGCGAUUCGGGGCUUGGGCUUCAAAUGCAGAAAUUUGCUAUGUUCACAGAAAAACUUUUGCUUGGGAAUGGCCUAUGCGUGAGCCCAUUGAGAAACAUCCCCCCUGUCAGUGGUGCCGAGUUCAAGAGCCUACGUGACGUUGCCUAUGAAGUGGACAACGAAGGGGAUUUUAAGUCUUAUGUCUUGAGCCAUUCGUCAAAGAUUGCAUCGGGUGUAACAGAGAUCAGAUACGAAAGGCAUCCAACACUCACGGCACCUCCGCAGCCAACUCCUAUCCAGACAACCAGUCAGCACCCGGCCGCAGCGCAGCAAUUCCCUGGCCCCACCCACAGUCCAACCUCUCCCAAGUCUGCUUCGACCCAAUCCCAGCAUCAACAACCUCCAAUGAUGUUCUCGGCCCCACCACCACAUCAACCGCUCAUGCAACACCAUGAACAGUACGGCAUGCACCCACAAGCACCAGUGCCCACGCAAGUGCCCCCCCCACAACAACAGUAUACAGGACAGAGCCCCGUCCAGAUGCCGACGCCCUACCAGCCUUAUCCGCAGGCGCCAGCACCACCCCCCCAGGAACGCCAGCUGGGAGGCAGGAACGGGUAUAAUACAGAUCUGCCGCCGCUCAAACCAGUAUUUGGUGUUUCAUUGGAAGAACUGUUCCAGCGAGACGGAACUGCCAUUCCCAUGAUCGUGUACCAGUGCAUCCAGGGCAUUGAGCUUUUCGGGCUUAAUGUUGAGGGCAUCUACCGUCUCUCCGGCAAUGCGAGUCACAUUGCGCAUUUGAAAGCUUUGUUUGAUAAUGAUUCCUCCCAAGUCGACUUCACAAACCCGGAAAAUUUCUUCCAUGACGUCAACAGCGUAGCUGGGCUGCUGAAGCAGUUCUUCAGAGAACUUCCGGACCCGUUGUUUACCAAUAAGCACUAUUCAGAUUUCAUCACUGCGGCCCAACGCGAAGAUGAUAUCCAACGUCGUGACGCCUUGCAUGCCCUUAUAAACAAUCUUCCCGACCCGAAUUAUGCUACACUCCGUGCCUUAAUUUUGCAUCUCAACCAUGUGCAAGAGCGGUCUACAGAGAACAGAAUGAACGCAGGCAAUAUUGCCAUUAGUUUUGGUCUGACCCUGAUGGGCUCAAAUGCGGGUCACAACAUUGCGGACUCCGGCUGGCAGGCGCGGGUCAUCGAGACCAUUCUGCAAAAUACGUUCCAGAUCUUUGAUGAGGAUUAG
Molecule: messenger RNA, 2025 nt
Organism: Paracoccidioides lutzii Pb01
Product: GTPase activating protein
Exons: 9
Coding region: 1-2025 (674 amino acids)
Biological process (GO): regulation of GTPase activity; signal transduction
Cellular component (GO): cytoplasm
Source: RefSeq, a predicted model, not a curated record